AUGGCGCCCAAGGACAAAGCUCCCAAGUUUGAGCUGAAGACCCCAAAGGGCACAAAGGACUGGGAGGGCAAGGACAUGGUGAUCCGUGACAAGAUCUUCAACACCAUUACCCAGGUCUUCAAGCGCCACGGCGCCGUCACAAUCGACACUCCCGUCUUCGAGCUCAAGGAGAUUCUCGCCGGCAAGUAUGGCGAGGACAGCAAACUCAUCUACGACCUGGCCGACCAGGGUGGCGAGAUUACUUCUCUCCGAUACGAUCUCACGGUGCCAUUCGCCCGGUGGCUCGCCAUGAACCGCGACAUCCAAAACAUCAAGCGCUACCACAUCGCCAAGGUCUACCGUAGGGACCAGCCCGCCAUGACCAAGGGCCGCAUGCGCGAGUUCUACCAGUGCGAUUUCGACAUUGCCGGCACCUACGACCCUAUGCUUCCCGACGCCGAGAUCAUUCGCAUCAUUACAGAAGUCUUUGACGCCCUCGGCUGGCAAAGCACAUACACAAUUAAGCUGAACCACCGCAAGAUCCUGGACGGCAUUUUCGAGGUGUGUGGUGUUCCCGAAGACAAGAUCCGGACCAUCUCGUCUGCGGUGGACAAGCUCGACAAGCUUCCUUGGGCCGAAGUGCGCAAGGAGAUGACGGAGGAGAAAGGCCUCGACGGUGCCGUCGCGGAUAAGAUUGGCGAGUGGGUUGUGCUCAAGGGCAAGAGGGAAUUGCUCCAGAAGCUCCAGGCCGACCCGGCGCUGUCUGCCAAUGCCUCCAUGCAGCAGGGCAUGAAAGAUCUCGACCUCAUGUUCGACUAUCUCGAGGCCUUCAACGCUUUCGCUCCCGUUUCAUUCGACCUGAGUCUUGCUCGUGGUCUCGACUACUACACAGGCGUCAUUUAUGAGGUUGUCACAGAGGGAUCAGCGCCGUCUACAACACCUGCGGCUGCAGAAGUGGUGCCUGCCCCAUCAAAAAAGAACAAGAAGACCUCGACCGACCCUGACGAGGACCGCUCGUCAGACCCUUCGAUCGGAGUGGGCAGUGUCGCUGCAGGUGGCCGUUACGACAACCUUGUCGGCAUGUUCUCCGGCAAGACGCAGAUUCCUUGCGUCGGUAUCUCUUUCGGUGUAGACCGGAUAUUCUCAAUCACCAAGGCGCGGAUGGAAGCGAGCAAGGCGGCCGAGCAGGUGCGGAACAACGAGGUUGAUGUCUACGUCAUGGCUUUCGGCGGCAAGGGCUUCACCGGCCUACUCAAGGAGCGCAUGGCUGUGUGCGCGACUUUGUGGGAAGCAGGUAUCAAGGCCGAGUUUCUUUACAAGGUGAAGCCAAAGCUUCCCAAUCAGUUCAAGGCCGCGGAGAUCAACGGCGUCCCCUUUGCUAUCGUGCUGGGCGAGGAAGAGCUCGCGCAAGGCAAGGCGAAAAUCAAGGAGAUGGGCCUCAAGGACGGCCACCCAGAGAAGGAGGGCGUCUUGGUUGACCUGGCCAACAUUGCGGCCGAGGUUCAGCAGAGGUUGCAGCGUAAGGCCGAGCUGGACGAGAUCACUCAGCGCGCCGAGGGACUUAAGGUCGUCCACGGCAUCCGCGGGGAGGAGAUCCCGGCGGGCGAAACAGCAGCUGCGCUGGAGCAGGCUGCGCCGGUGGACACGACAACGACUGCGACGCAAUAA
Microdochium trichocladiopsis is the source of this 1647-nucleotide messenger RNA. RefSeq names its product histidyl-tRNA synthetase-like protein. The transcript is spliced from 3 exons. Lineage: Eukaryota; Fungi; Ascomycota; Sordariomycetes; Xylariales; Microdochiaceae. Gene Ontology annotation, biological process: histidyl-tRNA aminoacylation; mitochondrial translation. Gene Ontology annotation, cellular component: cytoplasm; mitochondrion. Bases 1 to 1647 code for a protein of 548 amino acids. The record is from RefSeq and is a predicted model, not a curated record. Gene Ontology annotation, molecular function: histidine-tRNA ligase activity; ATP binding.